Pneumocystis jirovecii RU7 is the source of this 813-nucleotide messenger RNA. RefSeq lists its product as uncharacterized. The coding region runs from base 1 to 813 and encodes 270 amino acids. The transcript is spliced from 5 exons. The record is from RefSeq and is a predicted model, not a curated record. Lineage: Eukaryota; Fungi; Ascomycota; Pneumocystomycetes; Pneumocystales; Pneumocystaceae.
AUGAAUAUUAGUUCAUCUGUUCAGCUUUCUUUUACAAAGUAUGCACUGAAGGGUUGUUCAGCUUCUAUUAAGCCUUCUGUUCUUGUUCUUCAUGGAUUUUUAGGUUCAAAAUCCAAUUGGCAUACCUUUUGUCGUGUGCUUCAUGAACGCACUCAGCGUACAUUCUUUGCAUUGGAUUUGCGUAAUCAUGGGCGUAGUCCACAUGCUGAGCCGCACGAUUAUCGUUCUAUGACUUCAGAUGUAAUUGCUUUUGUUGAGCAACAUCGUUUAAGUUCUGUAGUUCUUCUUGGUCAUUCUAUGGGUGCAAAGGUGUCUAUGGGAGUAGCGUUAACACUACCAACGUGUGUAGCAGGGCUUAUAUUGGUCGACAAUGCGCCUGUUCUUGCUGAUGUGGAUGAGAAUAUUCGUACUUCAGCAUGUGCACUUUUGCGUGUUGCAUCUGCGCAACCAUUGGAUCGUCGGUCUGCUACAGAAAUGCUUAAGAAUAUGGUGCCCGAUGAGUCUUUACGUGCGUUUUUACUUUCAAAUCUUGUACGUGGAUCUGAUGGGCGGCUUCAUGCACGAUUGCCAUUGCCAUUACUUAUACGUUCAUUACCUGCUCUUGGUGAUUUUCCGUUUAAUGGUGUUUUUUCUGGACCAACAUUAUUUAUUCGUGGUCGAUACAGCAAUUAUGUGUCUGACGCACGUCUUUCAGAUGUUUAUCGUGUUUUUCCUUUUGCAAAUAUUGUUACACUUGAUGGUGGUCAUUGGAUUCAUGUUGAACAAUUUGAACAUGUUCUUUCAUCUGUAGAGGAUUUUCUUCAGACUAACUAG